Empidonax traillii (willow flycatcher) is the source of this 1488-nucleotide messenger RNA. Its product is annotated as maestro heat-like repeat-containing protein family member 7. The transcript is spliced from 7 exons. NCBI's taxonomy places the organism in Eukaryota, Metazoa, Chordata, Aves, Passeriformes, Tyrannidae. The record is from RefSeq and is a predicted model, not a curated record. The annotation marks the transcript as partial. Gene Ontology annotation, cellular component: cytoplasm.
AUGGCAGAGCCUGACACCAGGCCAACUGAGAUCAAGCCUGAUGUCAGCACCGUGCCCAUGGAAUGCAAGGAAACCUCUGACAAUGCUGUGACCCAAGACAUGGAAAACCCCGACAGUGCACUGGCCAUCGAAGCCGACAUCGAACCAGUUCAUUGCACUGCAGAGCCUGACACCACUGUGGCUGAUGACACAAGCGGCUCUGACACCACAGUGACUGAUGUCAUGGCCAAGCCUGACAUCACACUGAUGCCGCUUGAUGGCACAACAGACUCUGACGUGGCACCGAUGGACGGUUCAGCAGAGCCUGACACCGCUGUGGCUGAUGACACAACCGGCACUGACACCGAGAUCGUGGCCAAGGCUGACAUCACACCAGUGCUGAUUGAUGGCACUUCAAGCUCAGCCACAGAACUGAUGGAUGGGACAGAAACCCCUGAGACUGCCUUGACCACUGACACAAUCAACAAUGAAAUGGAACCAACUGAUGUCAAGGCGAAUGAUGUCACAACUGAGAGCAUCGAAAAGGCUGACACCAUGCCCUCUCAGAGUGUCCCUGAUGCUCCCCAUCUGGAAAUUUUUGAGGAGAAAGGUGUCUCCAGAAUGAAGGAAGUGCUGGCCAUUGUGAGGUCCAUCCACCAGCGCCUCACAUCCCACGUGUCUCCAGAUGUCAGGAUGCACACUGACAUCCGCAGGCUGGCUGAGGCACACCCUCGUGAGAUGGUGACAACUCUUCUGUGCUGUGCCCCAGCAUGUGACAGAGCUGCUGCAGUGAUGUGGAGCAGCAUCGCCUCCUCAGGAACAGCAACGGAGAAGAUGCUGCCCACACUGCUUGGAGCAAUGGACGACUGGCCAGUGCACGGCAUGUUCUCCUCUGAUAGCAACAACACACACGUCUCUUCCCUAGCUGCAACCCUGGCACUGCGGCUCAUCAUCCAGAAGCCCGAGUGCCAAGAUGCAGUUUUCAAUUGCGCCCCACACCUCCUCGUGGCUUUGCUCUUCCAAAUUUCCAUGAGCACACAGCAGAUGUCAGAGGAGGUCAAUGCUUUCUGGAGGGGAUGCCAGGAGGAACAUGGCCUUCCCACCAACCCCAACAGGUUUGCAGUACAGACCCUGAAGGCUCUGCUCUGCUGCCUGCACUGGGAGAAUGAGGUGGUGGCCAUUGAACGGAAGCGUGGCUGGGAGGCACUUCUUUGUUCUGACACCCAUUACUAUGCAGUGGGGCUGCUGGCCAGGGAGAUGCGCCACGUCUUGGUGCCCUUCCAUUCUGAGAUAGCAAUCCACCUGCUCGGGCUGCUCAGCAGGGAGGAGCCCCUCUGGGAGCUCCCUGCCCUGGCAUUCCUUGUAGAGAUCCUGGACUAUGUGGAUGGGAGAAAGUGUCAUGAGAGGGUCCUCCCCAUCCUAUCAAGGAACCUGCAGAGCCAGUGCCCUGAGCGGCGGCGCCUGGCCCUGAGAGGGCUCCUUGUUCUCAGUGUGGAUCCCUCGAUGGUG